This is a messenger RNA of Leptinotarsa decemlineata (Colorado potato beetle), 552 nucleotides long. RefSeq names its product Yip1 domain-containing 1. The record is from RefSeq and is a predicted model, not a curated record. Lineage: Eukaryota; Metazoa; Arthropoda; Insecta; Coleoptera; Chrysomelidae. Gene Ontology annotation, cellular component: trans-Golgi network; membrane. Gene Ontology annotation, biological process: endoplasmic reticulum to Golgi vesicle-mediated transport; vesicle fusion with Golgi apparatus.
ACAACUGACAUUAUGUUGUGAACACGUCAAAAAUAUCAACAUUUAUGAUUUCUAAUCAUUAACCAUUUUUAAAUUCGAAUUAAAGGAACUUUCAAAUCGAAUUCAUAAAAUAUAAUUGAAAUGGGAGAUUUUUUAAACUCCAACCAAUCUGAAUUUUAUUGGAGCCAACAAAAUCCUACUCCAACAACCAGUCAAACUUACUAUGAGCAAGAUUAUAGUCAAUUUGGAAAUCAACAAUUGGAGUUCAAUUCAAAUAACGAAUAUGGUGAUCAAAAUUUUGCCAACUAUCCAACUCAAAUGUUGUUACCAGAACAAUUUGACCAGACAGUAAAAGGAACUGAUGAAUUCGAUGAACCACCUCUAUUGGAAGAAUUGGAGAUUUAUCCUGAUCGUAUUGUAGAGAAAGUGUUAGCUGUCUUGAACCCUUUGAGGGGUCACAGCUUGGCUGAUGAUGCUGAAUAUUUAACUAAAGAAUCUGACCUGGCCGGAUGUCUGAGAAUUUUUAUAUUUGGUUAUAGUUUCAACUUGGAAAAACUCCUUUUCGCAGAUUAA